Messenger RNA from Brassica oleracea var. oleracea, 1328 nucleotides. Its product is annotated as protein SRG1-like. The transcript is spliced from 4 exons. Bases 96 to 1169 code for a protein of 357 amino acids. Lineage: Eukaryota; Viridiplantae; Streptophyta; Magnoliopsida; Brassicales; Brassicaceae. The record is from RefSeq and is a predicted model, not a curated record.
UGUUCCAGUAGUUAUAUACGGCAUUAGCAAACCCACUUCUCCACACUCGUAACAAAGAAGUAAGAAGAAAAAAAAACAGCCAAGAAGCAGCAGCCAUGGAAGCAAAGGGAGCAACCUAUUAUAACUCCAUAAUAGUUCCUUCUGUACAAGAGAUGGCGAAGGGAAAGAUGAUCAAGAAAGUUCCUCAGAGGUAUGUACGGUCUGGUCUAGAUAAAGCUGAGAUCACUGAUGAGUGUGGUCCUAGAACCAAGAUCCCAAUCAUCGACCUGAAUCGUUUGUGUUCUUCCACCUACACGGCUUCUGAGAUUGACAAGCUUGACUUGGCUUGCAAAGAGUGGGGAUUUUUCCAACUUGUGAACCACGGAAUAGACCCAAACUUCUUGGACAAACUCAAGUCAGAGAUUCAAGAUUUCUUCAACCUUCCCAUGGAAGAGAAGAAGAAACUGUGGCAACAACCUGGUGAUAUGGAGGGGUUUGGACAAGCUCAUGUGGUUUCAGAGGAGCAGAAACUCGAUUGGGGAGACAUGUUCUACCUCUUGAUGCAGCCUGCUCGAUUACGCAAGCCCCACUUGUUCCCCAAGUUACCUCUUCCCUUCAGAGAUACACUAGAGACAUAUUCGACUAAAGUGAAAACCAUAGCUCAGACCUUGUUAGUGAACAUGGAAAAAGCCCUGAAGAUCGAACCUAAGGAAAUUGAAGAGUUGUUUGGUGACGAGUUAGGACAGAAAAUGAAGAUGAACUACUACCCACCUUGUCCAGAGCCGGAUCAGGUUAAUGGUCUAACUCCACAUUCAGAUGCUACAGGACUCACCAUCCUUCUGCAGGUUAAUGAAGUGGAAGGUCUCCAGAUCAAGAGAGAUGGCAAGUGGGUUACAGUCAAACCUCUCCCAAAUGCUUUCAUUGUCAAUAUUGGAGACAUGUUAGAGAUCAUAACAAAUGGGACAUACAAAAGUACAGAGCAUCGCGGAGUUGUGAACUCAGAGAAAGAGAGGCUUUCUGUCGCAAUGUUUCACAAUGCGGCAAUGGGUAAAGAAAUUGGUCCGCUAAGAAGUUUCGUGGAAAGGCAGAAGGCUGCGUUGUUCAAAAGCGUGACAACCGAAGAGUUUUUGAAGGUCUUGUUCUCCCGACAGAUUAAUGGAAAAGCUUUCCUUGACGUUUGGAGAAUCUAAAGGAAACAUGCAUAGAUCCCACUGCGUUGGGGCCAAAUAAACGGUUUUCUCUAACAGUUCAUGUUGUAUUAUAUACAGUAGUAUGUUUCUCCUAUGUUUUCAUGUUUUUGCCUGUUUUGCAAAACUGGUGUUCUAAAAAAACUACAACGUUUAAAACAA